AAGAGGCAUGCAUAUAAAUAAAACUAUAUUUAUAAUGCUUAAUUCUCAUAUAAAUUUCAUCAAAAAAAUAUGUUAAGCACACAAAAAUUCUAAAUAAGGACGAAGAUGGAGCCCGAAGGAGGAGAGUGCGCCAUAAAAGAUGGAGCCGCGGAUAGCAAAAUUGUUGACCAAAGUUUUGUCAAAGUAUUUAAGUCGGAGUUCGAUGCCAAGUACAACAUUGUCGACAUCCAGACUCCACUAAAUGCUUUCAUGUCCGGUCAAUUCAAGCGUAGUUAUGCCUACUUCACUCUGCGAAAUCUUCUGCCCGUCGUGCUCACAAAAGUUAUUGACUCGCUCACAAAGGAUAAAGGGGAGCUAGUCGCGCAAUUUGCGCCCACACAAUUUGUGCAGAACGCGCGGGAGGAGCUGAAGAUUAUCAUUGGGCUGAUUUCGCGGCUUAAAUAUGAGCUGCAAACGGACAAGCCCUUCCAAAAGUUUACUGGCGAUGAGGUAGAUCGCGAAUCAUGGAAUAGCUUUAUAUCACAUCUGCCGAAUGAUGGGCGCACUUUUUAUCAGGCAUGCUGGAUGCACACCCAAUGCUAUUUGUAUCGCAAGCUUUACUCCUUCGUGGAAAACAGCAUCUUCAUAAAACAGUUUGAUUACUUUGGCAAAAUUAAGGAGCACGCCCUAACCAGCUGCCAGGACGAUAUACUCUCUUUGGCUAAAUACACACGACGCACGGAGAACAGCGUCGAAAUGUUCAAUGAGAUGUUGAAAAUUGACCUAUGGAGCAACCGAAACGAUCUCUCCGAGAACGAGCAUGCACGAAUGUUUAAUAUGAGAGUACUGGAGGAUGUGAGUGUUACGGAUGGCCAUAUUCUCGCCAACAAUGCUUCCGAAAUAUGGGACUGCUUGUCAAACAAGAAGACAAACAAACAGCAUGUCGAUUUUGUGCUGGACAAUGCUGGUUAUGAGCUGUUUACAGACUUCAUUCUUGCCGAGUACAUAAUCGAAAAGGGACUCGCUUCCAAGGUGCGGUUUCAUGUCAAGGCAUGUCCUUGGUUUGUUACCAAUGCCACACAGCGUGAUUUCCAUAUGACGCUGCAAUAUCUGAGCAAACACCCUGACUAUAUAAUUAGUCUGAUUGGCAACAAGUUUUUACAAUUCAUGGAUGAGGGUAAAUUUGAAUUGGCGCCCGUGUCUUAUUUCUGGACCGGACCACGUGCUUUUCACUACAUGAAAACCCUGGAACCCGAGCUAUACAGAACGCUGCAGCAGUCAAAGCUGAUUAUAUUUAAAGGCGAUUUGAACUAUCGUAAGCUGUUAAGCGACGUCUGCUGGGAGCCUACACAGGAUAUGAGAACGUGCUUGGGCGGAUUCAUACCGAGCAGCUUCUGCACUGUGCGCACAAUCAAGGCAGAGGUAAUAUGCGGUCUUUCCGAAGGCGUCGUUGAAAAUCUGAAAUUGAGAGACCCCAACUGGAUGCUCACUGGAAACUAUGGCACAAUUCAGUAUGUGGAUGGCUCGCGGGAGUUCGGCUAUUAAUAUAUUAAGCUCUGUAUUUUAUUAGUUUCGAAGUCAAUCCAAAUAUAAUAACAUCAGUCUAACA
Drosophila novamexicana is the source of this 1588-nucleotide messenger RNA. Its product is annotated as damage-control phosphatase ARMT1. The transcript is spliced from 5 exons. The coding region runs from base 106 to 1524 and encodes 472 amino acids. Gene Ontology annotation, biological process: DNA damage response. Gene Ontology annotation, molecular function: phosphatase activity. Gene Ontology annotation, cellular component: nucleus; cytoplasm. NCBI's taxonomy places the organism in Eukaryota, Metazoa, Arthropoda, Insecta, Diptera, Drosophilidae. The record is from RefSeq and is a predicted model, not a curated record.